This is a messenger RNA of Saccostrea cuccullata (small rock oyster), 447 nucleotides long. RefSeq lists its product as uncharacterized. Gene Ontology annotation, molecular function: oxidoreductase activity; copper ion binding. The coding region runs from base 1 to 447 and encodes 148 amino acids. The record is from RefSeq and is a predicted model, not a curated record. Lineage: Eukaryota; Metazoa; Mollusca; Bivalvia; Ostreida; Ostreidae. The transcript has a single exon.
AUGAUUGAUCCGUCUACGGGACUGAUCUAUGCCAAAAAUAGAUCAUUGUAUCCAGUAGUCGGAGGAGAGCCUGUUGAUAUAAUGAAAGUAAUAACUGCUGAUGGGUGGAAUACCACAAGACCGCUCAUUACCGUGAAUGGAACUAUGCCAGGACCUUCAAUCUUUCUCUACCAGAAUCAGACGAUCACCAUCAUAGUCAAAAACAACUUGGUAAACAAAGGCGUCACCAUUCACUGGCAUGGAAUAGACCAGCUUGGCUCGGCUGCCAUGGAUGGAGUAGCUUUUGUGACCCAAUGUCCCAUUUUACCAGGACAGUCUUUUAACUAUACGUUUCAGCCUCGUUUUAGUGGUAUUAAUUGGUAUCAUUCCCACAUGGGCAACCAAAGAGACAUGGGAUUGUAUGGUGCCUUUACCGGUCGACGUUCUCCAAAAACCCAAGAUGCCUAA